AAUUUCAUUCGAGGCUGAGUUUCAUUUCUCGUUUUUAAAACAAGAGGGCGGGCACCUCACACACACGAUAAACAGAGGCCACAUUAUCAUUGUGAGGGAUAAAGAGAGUGAGAAAGAGAUACAGAGACAAAGACCAAUUCCCAACAAGGCCUCAAAGAGAACAUUAAGAGAUGGCAGAAGGCGAGGAUAUUCAGCCUCUUGUUUGCGACAAUGGAACUGGAAUGGUUAAGGCUGGAUUUGCUGGAGAUGAUGCUCCAAGGGCUGUCUUCCCCAGCAUAGUGGGACGCCCUCGCCAUACUGGAGUGAUGGUUGGCAUGGGCCAAAAGGAUGCUUAUGUUGGUGAUGAGGCUCAAUCCAAGAGAGGUAUUUUGACAUUGAAGUAUCCAAUUGAGCACGGAAUUGUCAGCAAUUGGGAUGAUAUGGAGAAGAUUUGGCAUCACACUUUCUACAAUGAACUUCGUGUGGCCCCAGAAGAGCAUCCAAUCCUGUUGACUGAAGCUCCUCUCAACCCUAAGGCCAAUCGUGAAAAAAUGACGCAGAUUAUGUUUGAGACCUUUAACACCCCUGCCAUGUAUGUUGCUAUUCAGGCAGUUCUCUCCCUUUAUGCCAGUGGUCGUACAACUGGUAUUGUUCUUGACUCAGGGGAUGGUGUCAGCCAUACAGUCCCCAUUUAUGAAGGUUACGCUCUUUCCCACGCGAUCCUCCGUCUUGAUCUGGCUGGCCGUGAUCUCACUGACAACUUCAUGAAGAUACUCACAGAGAGAGGCUACUCUUUCACUACAACAGCUGAGCGGGAAAUUGUGAGGGAUAUAAAAGAGAAGCUAGCUUACAUUGCUCUUGACUAUGAACAAGAGCUAGAAACAGCAAAGACGAGCUCUUCCGUGGAGAAGAACUACGAACUGCCUGAUGGACAAGUGAUCACUAUAGGUGCUGAACGAUUCCGAUGCCCUGAGGUCCUCUUCCAGCCAUCGAUGAUCGGGAUGGAAGCUGCGGGAAUCCAUGAAACCACCUAUAAUUCUAUCAUGAAGUGCGAUGUAGAUAUCAGGAAGGAUCUGUACGGCAACAUUGUUCUCAGUGGUGGCUCGACCAUGUUCCCAGGUAUUGCUGACAGGAUGAGUAAGGAGAUUACAGCUCUGGCUCCAAGCAGCAUGAAGAUUAAGGUGGUGGCUCCACCUGAGAGAAAGUACAGUGUAUGGAUUGGAGGCUCCAUUUUGGCCUCUCUCAGCACAUUCCAGCAGAUGUGGAUAGCCAAAGCAGAAUACGACGAAUCUGGCCCUUCAAUCGUCCACAGAAAGUGCUUCUAAAAUAAGAGUUGCUGGAAAGAGACCAUCGCUGGAGAGAUUUAUAUGAUUCUUGAUGCUGCUCCCGAUUUGCUUUUCCUUAUUUAUUUUUUGUUCUUUUCAUCCAAGUCUUUACUUCUAUUAAGAUUUGAACAUCAGACAUGGAAACAAUAUGAUAAAAUUGAAAUAUUCACAUAUUUUUUCUCCAAUUUAUAUUAAUUCAUAGAAGAGUUGUGUAUUUCCGGUGGUAUUAUGAUUUGAGUUUUGGAUGGACGGCAAAUGCUUCACUGUAUUUAUCUGCUUAUCUGACCAUGUCACGGAUUGUAAUUCAAAUAUGAGUUUGUAAUGCCA
Messenger RNA from Sesamum indicum (sesame), 1631 nucleotides. RefSeq names its product actin-97. The record is from RefSeq and is a predicted model, not a curated record. Lineage: Eukaryota; Viridiplantae; Streptophyta; Magnoliopsida; Lamiales; Pedaliaceae.